CUUAUCGAUAUUCAUGCGUUGCACCGCAUUUCCGUCUCAUGGAUCGGGACCUCGGGACUCUCUUUCGGGGGGAUCUCCUUCCCCCGUCGCAACUUCAUCAUCCACCCCGACGUCGCACCUCGCCGCGAGCCAGACUGGCAGCAUAAACUUUCCGCUCAAGGGGCCGAAAUAUGCCUCAAUUCACUCCUUUGCAGCUAAAGAUAAAUAUAAAGAACCAUCACGACCUGGGAUUCAAUCUCACCUCCAAACGUCCAGUCCAUAUUGACCGGCCUCCCCACGUGCCCCUCCAAGAGCGCAUCUCGCCAGCAGCCGUAGCGACCCCAUCCACACCUGCUCGUCGCAAGAUGACUACACUCCCGCCCAUCUCUGAGCUUUCCAGCGCCUCCAUAAACACCCAGAUACAGGCCCUCGACCUGCUCUUCGAGCCUUCCAAACAAUUGCACACCCUGGCGCUCCCGGCCCUGAAAUCGAAAAGAACCCCCGCUAACACGGUCACCUCCGCCGCCAGUGCUGCGGAACCCGCCUUUGAUUCCUACCCUGCACUUGUACAACAUAUCGCCUCUCUUCUUCUCCAGCUUGCCCAGUCAGACGAGCCAUCCGCCAAGCAAAAGUUACAUGCCAUUCUGGGAUCGCACCCGCGGCUGGGGGCAAAGAAAGUGGACAGUACGCAAUCGCAGGCUGAACAGGCCUCGCUCAAUGCAGGUACCGCCGAUGAAGCUGAAAAGCUCAAGGCUUUAAAUGAUGAGUACGAGGCCACAUUCCCCGGCCUCCGAUACGUUGUCUUUGUCAAUGGAAGGAGUAGGCCUGUCAUCAUGGAGAACAUGAGGCAGAGGAUUGAUAGAGCCGAUAUCAGAGAGGAGGAGCGUGAGGCCAUACGCGCCAUGGUAGACAUUGCCCAGGAUCGAGCCAAGAAGCUCCAACUCGUGCAACAAUGAAUAAAUGGAAUUGCCGCG
Messenger RNA from Truncatella angustata, 953 nucleotides. Its product is annotated as OHCU decarboxylase-domain-containing protein. The record is from RefSeq and is a predicted model, not a curated record. The transcript has a single exon. Bases 171 to 935 code for a protein of 254 amino acids. Lineage: Eukaryota; Fungi; Ascomycota; Sordariomycetes; Amphisphaeriales; Sporocadaceae.